AUGAAAACCAGUUCAGUUCUGCUGUUGCUGGUCUUCCUGGGGACGUGCUCAGCUUACCGCUACCACAAUUUGGCCUUGCAUGGCAAAGCAACUCAGUCACAGCGCUACACAGGAAGCGGCACUUCUCUGGGGGAUGCUUAUAACGCCAUUGAUGGAAACCGUGACGCCCGUUUUACCUCUGGUUCAUGCACCCACACUGCUCAAAUGACCAACCCCUGGUGGAGGGUGGACCUGCUGGAGAACUACAUGGUCACCACUGUCAUCAUCACCAACAGAGGAGACUGCUGUGCAAACAGACUCAAUGGGGCAGAGGUUCAUGUCACAAAGCAUUUGCAUUCCGGUUACUCUGGUAACUCUAGGGUUGCUGUAAUUUCUCAUAUCCCAGCAGGCAGGCCUCAUAUAAUAAACCUUGAAAAACCUGUGGAGGGACGUUUCGUGACUGUGUUUUUACCUGGUUCAGGAAAGAUCCUCACACUCUGUGAAGUGGAAGUCUACGGGUACCCUGCUCCAACUGGAGUGAACCUGGCAAUCCACGGAGCAGCCUCACAGUCAUCAUUGUAUUCAUAUCUAUGCCAUCCAAGUAAUGCUAUAGAUGGGAAUCAUGCCACCACAUGGGCAAUGGGUAGCUGUUCUUGUACAAAAUGCACAAACAGUCCCUGGUGGCAACUGGACCUCGGCAAAACCCAUAAAGUGAACACUGUCAAGAUAACCAACAGAAAAACAUACCCAAAAUACCUUGAUGGAGCUGAGAUCCGCAUCGGAAAGUCUCCUGUGAACGCUGGCAGCAACAAUCCACGAUGUGCUGUGAUCAGUCACAUCCCUGCAGGUUUUUCGCAGACGUUCGACUGUAAGGGGAUGGACGGUCGCUAUGUUAUCAUAGUUGUUCCUGGAAAAACUGUGUAUCUGACCCUGUGUGAGGUGGAGGUGUAUGGCUCUGUAUUGGAUUAGAUCUGGUGAGGUGAAAAAUCAAUAACAAUGGCAAUUUACAUAGCCGGUAUUUAGCU
Scomber japonicus (chub mackerel) is the source of this 1004-nucleotide messenger RNA. RefSeq names its product fucolectin-2-like. The coding region runs from base 1 to 948 and encodes 315 amino acids. The record is from RefSeq and is a predicted model, not a curated record. The transcript is spliced from 5 exons. Lineage: Eukaryota; Metazoa; Chordata; Actinopteri; Scombriformes; Scombridae.